Fasciola hepatica (liver fluke) is the source of this 291-nucleotide messenger RNA. The record is from the annotation of a GenBank genome assembly. Lineage: Eukaryota; Metazoa; Platyhelminthes; Trematoda; Plagiorchiida; Fasciolidae.
AUGACAGAGGCAAGCCUUCCUCUACAAGCCGCCUUCUCCGGCCUUCACAGGGUCCUAUGCCGCCUGGAGAAAACAUUCGUCAUUGAUCUUGCCGGCGGACAGAUUACGGGAUCCAUAGACCGACUUAAACCUUCUCCUAUGGCCAAAUUCAUUCCAGCCGAUGUCACCCCAUCGACUUCUCCAGGACCAGCACCCACGUAUCCGGCAUCUCACAAGCUGACGGUACGAAACCCGGUGACUCAUUUGCCUGGCAGUCUUGAAGCAGCCCACAACGCAGAGCCGCCCCAUUGA